Halteromyces radiatus is the source of this 1077-nucleotide messenger RNA. RefSeq lists its product as uncharacterized. Bases 44 to 1051 code for a protein of 335 amino acids. Gene Ontology annotation, molecular function: protein kinase binding; cyclin-dependent protein serine/threonine kinase regulator activity. Gene Ontology annotation, cellular component: nucleus; cyclin-dependent protein kinase holoenzyme complex. NCBI's taxonomy places the organism in Eukaryota, Fungi, Mucoromycota, Mucoromycetes, Mucorales, Cunninghamellaceae. The record is from RefSeq and is a predicted model, not a curated record. Gene Ontology annotation, biological process: regulation of cyclin-dependent protein serine/threonine kinase activity. The transcript has 4 exons.
CUUUUCUCAGUAAAAUAAAAAAAAAAAAAAAAAGAAGUAACCAAUGUCCAAAAGGAACUUCAAAAGAUCAAAUAUACGAAAACAGCAAUCUGAAAAAGAUAAACUCAAGUUUAUUCAAGAUCAAUCAUCUCAAUAUGGUAAAUUAGCAGCCUUUCAACAUUUCCUAGGUGCUUUACAACAUCAAGAUAUCCAAUACCAUCAAUAUAUUAAGAUUCCUGUGGAUUUGAUAGAUCUAACAGCAGCAUUUAUAGCAAGUCUUAUUAGUGGAAACGAUUAUUUAUUAGCUCUUCCUUCACCUGAUAUGAUGACUGUUACCCUAGAUACCUAUCAAGCCAAUAUCAAAUUUAUCAACAAAACUCUUACAAGAGCUCAAGUUACCUAUUCAUCUCUCAUUGUCUGUCUUUGGUAUAUUGACCAAUUCUUUUGUCGAAGGCGUAUAACUCAUGCCAAACGAAAACAAUCUACUCGUACUUGGCAAGUUCGUGACCUUUUUAUGGCAAGUAUUAUUGUAGCUGAUAAAUAUAUGGCGGAUCUUACGUGGUACAAUGCAGACUGGGCAGAUUCAACUCAAUAUGCUUAUUCUUGUCAUGAUCUUAAUCAAUUGGAAAGAAGGUUUCUAGAAGAAAUGGAUUAUUCACUGUUUGUUUCAGAUCAAGAUUAUUAUAACUUUUGUAACUAUUUGGAAUUCAGGGUACAUUUACGACAAAUCAAUAUUGGAAGUCGAAUCAUGUCAUUAUCAUAUCACAACAUCAAUGUCCUUAGUCAACAGUUGAAUCCUAUUUAUGUUAAACGUCUUGGACUCUCUUUACGACCAUUUGAAGCUAUGAUUCUUUUAGCAAAGACAGUUACUUCAAUUUGUAUUAUGUACGCUGCUACUAUUGCUGCUACUAUUUCUACUGCUUAUAUAUGUUAUCAAUAUUCUAAUUGGUUGGUUACUGUAUUAUUGGAAAAAAGUAUUCAAGAACAUAUGGUACUCAUGCUUGUUGAUAUAUUGGAUUUACCUGAUGGUUUACGAUCCUUACUUUAUGAUAGCGGGGGUUCAGCAGUUUAGUUUUUUUUUUUUUUUUUUUCUUUCAC